Hemiscyllium ocellatum (epaulette shark) is the source of this 3941-nucleotide messenger RNA. RefSeq names its product E3 ubiquitin-protein ligase RNF170-like. The record is from RefSeq and is a predicted model, not a curated record. Lineage: Eukaryota; Metazoa; Chordata; Chondrichthyes; Orectolobiformes; Hemiscylliidae. Gene Ontology annotation, molecular function: ubiquitin protein ligase activity. The transcript has 7 exons. Bases 224 to 1012 code for a protein of 262 amino acids.
GAUGGGUGUUGACGGUGUCUGAUGAUUGUGGGUUUGGGGAGUUAGGAAAGUGACAGGUCGGUAGUUGGGCGGAUUUUUGAGGCACGGUAUGACUAGAAAAAGGAAAGAAAGGGGCGUUUAUAGACGGGAACAAUACGGACAGUAACAAUCUCACGUUUGUUGAAAGUGUCGACGGAGUUGUUUCUCCUGGAAGGGACAGGUAAUAAGGCAUCUGUCUUCUGGCAUGGAACAGAAUCCAGAGCAAUUUUUUGGAACAAGAAUUGAUGAGUCUUCACUAAUUGAAGGAGUAAGCAACCAAGUACUUCUGACAUUAGCUGUCACCAUUACAAUGUUGGGUGGUUUAGCAACAUUCCUGUAUAGAACUGAGCACCAGAACAUUCAUCCUGAGAACCAAGAACGUGUGAGGGAGCUUCGGCAACACCUCCAAGCUGAGGCUUUAAGUUAUCAGGAUGGAUUUGAAAGGGAUAGGCAGCAAUUCUACACAGAUAUGUCCUGUCCAGUCUGUUUACAGCAAGCUGCAUUUCCUGUUGAAACCAACUGUGGUCACCUGUUUUGUGGUUCCUGUAUUGUUGCAUAUUGGACUUAUGGCACGUGGUUGGGAGCAGUUAAUUGUCCCAUCUGCAGACAAAUGGUUACAUUAUUAUUCCCACUGUUCCCAGUAAAUGAUGAGCAGCAAGAGUCUAUGCAGGUUAUUCAAAAUAUAAAUGAUUACAACAGAAGAUUUUCUGGUCAGCCCAGAUCUCUUAUAGAUCGUAUAUUGGAUGUUCCCACACUACUGCGUCAUGCCUUCACAGAACUGUUUUCAAUCAGUGGCCUUUUCUGGAUGUUCCGAAUACGAAUCUUCCUCUGUCUGGCUGGUGCCUUAUUCUAUUUAGCAUCACCGCUGGACUUUAUUCCUGAAGCCUUUUUUGGAAUUCUGGGUUUUCUGGAUGACCUAUUUGUUAUUUUUCUACUCCUCAUCUAUAUUUCCAUCAUGUAUCGAGAAGCGGUAACACAAAGAUUGAAUAGAUGAAUUAAUAUUCUGAAAACAAGAGAAACCUGACUGAAUUGAAGUUAAAUGUGCACAAUUUCCUGGAAAUUAUAUUGUUACCUCUUGUUGGCCUGGUUAGAAGGUUUCGCAAACUGUGAACUUCUGCAAACUCCACGUUAACAAUAAAUAGCCAAAAAAAAUGCAAUUCUUAAAUUUGCAAUUACAGCAUUUUUUUUGUCAACUGAUGUAAUUCAGGUUGAAACGAGUCGGGAAAUAACUAAUCUUUGUGUAUUGCAAAGCUUUUUAAAGAGUUAAAAUUUGAAUUAUUACAGAUCGAAUAGGUCUCUGACGUGAAAUCUAAAUGGUAUAAUUGGGAUGUCCAAUUUGGGAACAGUCAGAGAUAGAAUUUUUUAAAUGUAAGUUUUUGUUGUUUAGAUGAAAACUGCAACACUGAUAAAUCAUGAAGCUAGAUUGUGUGCUUUUGAGUUAGGCUUCUCCUGUUGUUUUGCACUUUGUAUAAAGAUAUGGAGGAAAAUUGAAAAUGUCCAUUGUAUGUGUAUUUAGGAGUUUAAGGAGCUUAUUGUAAAUAGAAUGCAGGAAUUUUCUGCCUGCAUAUUUUCUAUGCUAAAACAUUUAUUUGAUAUUGGAAAGAUUUUCAGUUCCCAGCAUGUAACAAAAUGUGAACAAAUUAUUCCUUUUUUAUUAAAAGUUUUUGGAUGCCUUGUUUGUAAAGCCACUUGAUCGGCAUCCCAUUCAUCACCUGCAUUCCUUCUGCUAUCUGCACAGCCUAGUUAGAAGAUACAUUGCAACAACUUGCCAAAGCUUUGAUCUCUACCAUCCAGAAGGGCAAAGACAACAAGUGCAUGGGAACUCACAGCCUCCAAGUUCUCUUUUAAAGUUGCAUUAUUCUUAUUUGGAAAUGGAUUGCUCUUCCUUCUCUGUAGGCGGAUCAAAAUCCUGGAAUAUUCUACCUAACGACUUCCCAGAGGUACAUUUAGAGUGCAGACUGCAGCAUUUCACAAAGACAGCUCAAAACCUCCUCCUCAAGGCUAAUUAGGAUAAUAGCAUCUUGCCUUGCCAGAAAUGCUGAGAAUGCAUAAAUAUAUUAAAUUAAUUGAUGAUGCUUCAUUCAUUGGUAUGAGUGCUAUCUUCAUAAAUUGAAAAUCACCAACACGUGAAUGAUUAACUCAACGCUGAAAUAUUUAAAAGAUAAAAUAAUGAAGUUGAACAUAUAUGGAAUUGAAUAAAAAAGAAAUAGCAUAAUAGACUGGAAUGCUUACAUAUUUUAAUCAACUCAUUGAGAAAGGCUCAUUCCUUCACACUUCCCUAUUUAAACUAAGUACUAUGGAUCAGUGAUGAGAUGCUUCCCCACAGGCAGAUCCUAUUGAAGAAAUACUGGAAAUAAUUAUAAAGCACCUGAUAGCUUGUUUUAGUCAGCAUUGUUCAAAUUGAACUGUGUCAAAUGUUUUGUGAUUGACAGAGCUGCAGUUGUGUCUAUUAUCACUCUAAGAAGGAGCAAGAAAUCUGCCAAUGUUAUCCACAACCAUGAGCAAGAACUCUUUGAAUGCAAAUGUGAUUUUGUUGUAAGAUGAAUAUAGGGUUAGGCAUUCUUGGGGGACCUUCCAUGAUUAAAUAGUUUUCCAUUCAGUUGUACUUAGGUGCUUACUUGGAACUGGAUUAGUCAAAAUUACCCUGCUAUUCUCUUUGCUUGAACUUUUUUUUUGCUUUCAAAUGCAAUAAUCUCUAGCUUAAUAAACUAAAAAUUGUUACAGAUGUUUGAAUAAAGGUAAAGGAUAAAAAUGGCUGUGCUUUAAGAUUUUCUCUGAUUUCAAGUUUGAGAAACUUAUUUGAAUUAAGAGAUUUUUGAGAAGAUAUAAUCAAAAUAAAAGUGCAGUUAAUGCAAAGUGCACCCAUUCAAAAUUGGGUCAAAAAUGCAGAGGGUAAAGAAACCGGUCUACGUUUGUUCCUAUUGAAUGAAGUUGGAAGAGCCCAAAAUAAGAAUUGGAUCAUGUGAUUUUAUCUAUGCCAUUGUUCAAACCCAGAUAAUGGUAAUACUUUUGGAUGCUCAUAACAAGUGUCGAUAGUUGUAAUGAAGUCGGUGCCAUGAAGAAUACUGAGGUACAGCUGUAUAGAAUUAUCUUGCUUUCCUUGGUUCUCCAGCAAAAAUUAAGAGAAUUUAAAUAAACAAGCAGGAGAAAAUCAACUUUCUUUCUUUGGGUUUUAGGGAUUUUACUGCUGACAGACAUACUACACCUUCCCCUCUGGAGGUCUGAAGGCCUUUGUCAGUAUCGUUCAUAGCACAAACUAUUCAGCUUUCUAAGAGCUGAUCAGUUGCUGUCAGGCUGAUGACCUUUGGCAUCAGGAUAAAUUAAUGUUUCUUCCUAACUAUGUCAAACAUAGACUUCAAAGUUUUGAAGAACCAAUAAUAAUCCCAAAGUCUCCUUUUUCCUUUGUGUAGUGUAUUUCCUUUGAUACUGGAUUAACUUUUGAGAUGUACUGUACUGGCUUCGCUAUUCCUGACUUUUCACCCUGUAACAAAAUUGCACCUAUUCCCAAGUCACUGGUAUCGUUUGCCAUUUUAAAUGAUCUGGAAAAUUAGGAUGGCCAACAUGCAUUUAUUUAUUAGGACUGCUUCUCAAAGACUGCCUGGCAUUCUGCUAACUGCUUUUGCUUGUUAUCCAUUAAAUUUGUUUAUGGCAGUACUAUUAUGGUGAAAUUACGCGAAGCUUUGGUAAAACCCACAUUCUACAAAUCUCUUUAGUUUUAGCAACAAGGAAUACUACUACAGCCUUCAUUUUUGUUUUCCUUGACAAGGCUUGUUCUAGUCCUAUAAUGUAUACUCAGUAAGUUAAUCUUGCUUUCGGAAAUUCACUUUUGCCUAAAGUUGUUACUAAGUCAGCCAACUGUAUUUGCUUAAGUAGGUCUUCCAAUUGUCUCUCAUUCUCUUCCCACAGAUAACUGUAUGUUACAA